Molecule: messenger RNA, 726 nt
Organism: Wallemia ichthyophaga EXF-994
Lineage: Eukaryota; Fungi; Basidiomycota; Wallemiomycetes; Wallemiales; Wallemiaceae
Exons: 3
Coding region: 1-726 (241 amino acids)
Source: RefSeq, a predicted model, not a curated record
AUGCUUCCCACCUUCAUCCGCACAUCAAUAAGGAAAUUCUCAUCAGCGGUGCCAUUAGCGAUGAGUAUGCAGAUGAAUAUGGAUAUACCCAUCUCUAUUGAUGAAUUGCUUGAGAUACACGCUCAAUCCAUGGCCAGUCAAGCGUUUCUAGCCAGAUCUGACCAUUUCGUUAUGGGUGACGAUAUCAGUGUUCUUGAUUAUGGCUGUGGGGAUGGAAUUGUGAGUGAAUCGCUGCAAUUCAACAGUCGAUCUAUCACCGGCGUGGACAGCAACUCCGAUUUAGUUAACGCCUUCAAUCGCAAAUUUAGAGACAGAGGCAUAUCGUCUGACAAGUUGGAAGCACAUACUUGUAUUCCUCCUGACAGUAAGUUUGACGUAAUUGUGUGCACACAACUUCUUCACAAACUCAACGAUGUCGAUGGAGUGAUAAACACUCUAUCUCAACACCUAAACAGCGACGGAGAGUUGCUUAUCGUAGACUACAGUAAUCAGCCUUUCUCAGAUUCAGCUGUUCUCAACUCCACCUUCACUGGAGAGCACAUCGAUAAGCCUUCACCCAACACUCAUCCUCACCGACACGCGAUAUCAUCACAAAAAGUGCAGUCGGCUAUCACCAAAGCUGGUCUGAUAGAUUAUUCGUGUAGGCCGGCAUUUUUGCUAGACUAUGAAGAGACUGGUGGUUUGAGUAGGAUUCCCUUUUUCAUAGCAACCGGGCUGAAGAAGUAG